Messenger RNA from Labeo rohita (rohu), 3177 nucleotides. RefSeq names its product IQ motif containing E (gene iqce). Gene Ontology annotation, molecular function: protein binding. The record is from RefSeq and is a predicted model, not a curated record. Lineage: Eukaryota; Metazoa; Chordata; Actinopteri; Cypriniformes; Cyprinidae. The transcript is spliced from 21 exons. Bases 406 to 2457 code for a protein of 683 amino acids.
UAUUGUCACGUUAAACAUUUUCGGUUGCUAGACGACAAUAAUGCACAUUACACCCGUACAGCGAAGGGGGACGCGAAACGACGCUGAGCAUUAUUAUUAUUUUGUUAACUCCGCAGCGUUUACACACAAUAUCGACGUAGGAUCUGCUGCUUUUCUUAACGGCGACAUCAGGAAACAGCUGCAUCUUGGGAACUUCUUAAAACCCCCUACUCAUGUCAAUGCUCGUUUAUGCUGUUUGAUAUUACGUUUAUAUGAAUAUCUGACAUGAGAAAAACAAGAUUUCCUGCUGCAUCGUAAUACUGGCACAUUUCAGGUCGUACCUCCGUACUGCAUGAGAAAGUAUUAUGGUCUUAUUGUUUGUAAAAGGUGAUGAUAAAAUAAAAACAGGCCAUCACAUAAGCUAUAAUGUCUGUAGUAGCUGGAGAACUUGUCACUGAAGAGGAGGUGGAGGAUCUGGCGGAGGAUAGUCUCUGUAGCAGCUAUGUUUCCGACACGGAAAAGAAAUCAAGAAAAAAGAAAGUUUCAGGAAGACCACCUCCUUCUCCUAGGUCACCAUACCUGAACAGUGCAAACUUGCAUCCGAAGAGACCUCCAGUAGCAUCAUGGAGGACAGUGAAAGGGAAGCAGCUCCAAAACUAUAAAACCUCUCCGGCUGGUACACCGAAGGACGUCUGGCUGCACUUACAGAAUGAUGGACAUGGGACAUUGUCAAAGUCUCCAAAAGAAGCGGAUUACAGUGUCACACAGACCAGCAUCUCCAUGACCAGCACACCUGAAUACUUGAAGGAGGCCUUAGGAAUGAAAAAGCCAAAAUAUUCUCGCUCUGCAUCCAACGGUUAUGUUCCAGGGACCCCAGACUAUAAAGAUAAGGAAGAAAUGUAUGAUGAAAUAAUCGAUCUAAAAAAGACCAUCCAGUCCCAAAAGGCUGAAUCAGACAAGAUGAAAGCCAAGCUGCGGCGUCUUGAAGAAGAAAGCGCUAAGAAAGACAGACAAAUAGAACAGCUGUUGGAUCCAGUGAAGGACCCAGAGUAUGCUAGAGGUUUAGUGGACAGAAAGACUGAUCCUAGAUCGAUCAUUAACGGACUGAAACAGAGGAUUCUGCGAUUGGAGCAGCAGUGCAAAGACAAAGAAAAUGCCUUAAGUCAACUUCAGAGUGAGCUCAAAACUACCAACAUGCAGGAAAUGAAGAUCACUGUAGAAACCUAUUUUGAAGAGGUUCAAAGAAUGCGAGCACUUUUAGAGUCAACUGAAAGAAGUAAUAAGACAGAGAGAAAACACAACAGGCGGCAAAACAAGACCCUUAGUGCAACGGUUCUGAAACUCACAAACACCGUUCAACAACUGGAGAGCGAGAACCAGGAACUCAAAAAGGAAUUGACACAGGAAGAGAUGAACAUGAUGGAGAGCCCUGCGUGCCGGGCCAAGGCUUAUAUGGAUUGGAGUAAACAGAGACUUGUACGACGAAUCCUGGAGCUUGAAAAGAGAGUUGAGCAGAUAAAGAAUCUCCAGAUCACCAAAGCAUCAGACUCACAAAAGAGCCCAGACAAUAAAGGCACUGAGUCAAAAUCGGCCAAUCAGAGUGAUUCUGUCAACACAGAGAUGGAGCCAUCUGUGAUUAAAGAGAAUGAUGUGCAUUUGAGGGAAGCAAUUAAGAAACUUGGAAAAGAGAACAAGGAACUACAGGAAAAACUGACCCAGAGAGAGCAAGAAAUGGGUGCACUGACCAUAGAAAUCAACUGUUUAAAAGAGAAACUAGAGGAGGAGGGAAAACUCAGAUUAGUACAAGGUCCAAGUCAGGUUCGGGAUGGUUCUUUGUCAUUAACACUCACAGAACCACUGUCGUCAUCAGCGGUCGUGCCGAUAGAAAAGAACAGAGCAGCUAAGAUCAUCCAGACACACUGGCGCUCACACCGAAUACGGGAUCUAGUUCUUUUACAGUCCUGUCUCAGAGGGCAACUAAUCAGGCAGAGGCGAUUAGAUGGACAGAGGCAAGCAGACUCAAGAACAGUCCCUGCUGCCAUGAGCCAAUCAGGUAUAAAUGCUCGGGCUGUACAGGAAGAGGAAGUGACUCUGCUGCAGUCUGUCUUCAGGGCUCAUCUCAAACGCAGCACUCAGACGAUGGACAGGGCAUCUGCAGUGACACAGUCUGUAUCUUCCAUACAUCAGAAAAAGCCGUAUCUCUCCACUCCUUUGCUGCCCAGAGGCUCCUCACAGGCCAUGUUUACUAACAAAAUGCAAACCUCAGGUGUAACUCAGAAUAAUAGUGAGGAGACUGCAGAGGAACUACAUUCUGCAAAUAAUGAUAAGCUACAUGACAAGAGCUCAAUGCCAGCAGACUUGAAGAUCCACCAAGAGCAACCAGCCACUGAAAUUCCAAACACCAUCGAUUCAGAUGACUCUGAUGACAUCAUUGUGUCUCCUUCAAAGCCAGUGAGAAAGAGAGAAAAAGUCCAUUGAGUGCUAAUGACUUGAUUUAGCUCUUUUUGUACUAUUUGGACCUUUUUUUUCUCUCUGAACUUGGAACACGCUUUAUUACCUGAGCAACCUAAAAUGGAAUUGAAGCAAAAAAUUUAAUUGUAUAUGCGCAAUACUUACUGCACAGAGAAGAACAUGGAUCAUGGAUCAUUACGGUUUUGUGAUUUUCACACACUAUUAUUCUGCGGAGAUCAAAUUUUUUUGACUUCUAGGAACAAAGCCUUCAAAUAAGGGAAAAAAUUCUUCACACUCCAAAAGUGCCUUGCCUUGAAUGAUCAUCUUGAAAUGAGGAUCAGGGAUUUAAUAUUCUUCUUCUACUUUUCAUUGUAGAUCAAUAUACAAAUGACACUAAGCAGGAUAUCGCAUAAAAUACAUUUAAGCCAUUGUGUGCAUUCAAGGUACACCUCUGAUUGAUACAAAAAGUACUGUGAAUUUCCACAGAUGUGGGUGAUGUAUGCUGUAUAACAUUGUUCAGAUUGGAGAAAAAAAUGACAGUAAAUACUGUUUUACUUCAAUGUUGUCAGUGUGUUACAUGUUGUUAUAGUUGUAUCUGUGUUGAACCAACAAUAGCACUGAAAAUGUGAUGCUGUUUUCCAAUUUGUAAUGUCUUGUUAAAACUGAUUUUGCUCAAAGAGCACUAUUUUUUGUGCCAUUGUUCUUGAAUUUGUGUUAGAUUUCUUUAUUAAAAACCUGUUUUCUCUG